UCCUGAGUUCAGUUUUUUUUUUUUUGCUUCUUCUGGAUUUUAGAAGAUUUCCCAAUCCACCUUGAAAUGAAAUUAGAUUAAUUCUUCAACAGGGGCAACCUUCUUUUUCUUGAGAAAUAAAGAAUUCAACUUGUUAGAUAGAUAGAAUUCGUGAGAAAUUGGAAUUUCUGAUAUCUUCUUCUUCUCCGAUUUCAUUUUGCCUUAUUUUUUUUUUGUUGAAGAAUUGAGGUCGGAGGGAGCUAGAGAUUGGAUCUAUUGAAUUCGAUGAGAAUUGGGAUAUGGUGAUCGUUAAGACACAAAGAGGAAGGUUCCCAUGGCGAGUUUUUUGGUGGGCUUCUUGUUGCCUUCGCUACUUCUCGCAGCCGCACUUAUUAACUGGAGUGUGAUAUCCUUUGUUGAUUUGAUAGCUUUCCUCCUCGUUCACUAUAUUGCACCUGAAAUUGGAUACCGUUUUCAGAGGAGGCAUUGGCUAUUAUGGCCCAUUUUCAUCUUUUCAUUUGCAGUAUUUCUUGCUCAACUGGUGUACCUUCUCAUCUGGGCUGCUGUAGGUCAAGACUGGGAUACAGCAGAGACUGGCUGGAUGAGACUUCUCGGCUUUAUGAUAUUAAACUCUUGGAGAAACCCCACUGUUAUGUAUUUCUUGGCUUUACAACUACUAACAUCACUAGUUGCUUUAGCUGACAUAUAUAGUAGUAGAUUCGGUUUCGCUCGAUGGCGGGACACAUGGUGGUCCCCCUUCUCAGGAAUUUUCGAACAUCUAGGAAGUCAUCUUAGGGUUGCCUCCUGCUUGUUGUUACCAGCAGUUCAAUUGGCAGUGGGUAUCUGCAAUCCAUCAUGGGUUUCCUUGCCAUUUUUUAUUGGCAGUUGUGCGGGUCUUGUGGACUGGUCCUUGACAAGCAACGUUUCAGGACUUUUCAGGUGGUGGAGAGUUCUUUAUAUUUACGCAGGGUGCAACAUUGUCCUGCUGUACCUUUAUCAACUACCAAUAAACUUUUCAGAUAUGAUUCGAUGGAUAGCAAGUUUUAUAGGUGUAUUCAGAAUCUCUGUGGAAACUGAGGGCCCUGAUAUUUGUUCUGGUCUUUUCCUCGUGUCAUUCUACAUCAUGGUAUGUCUUUUUGCUUUUUGUCUUGGUCUACAUCAUCGUUAGUCUUUUGCUUUCUGU
Molecule: messenger RNA, 1162 nt
Organism: Camelina sativa (false flax)
Lineage: Eukaryota; Viridiplantae; Streptophyta; Magnoliopsida; Brassicales; Brassicaceae
Source: RefSeq, a predicted model, not a curated record